This is a messenger RNA of Xiphias gladius (swordfish), 2740 nucleotides long. RefSeq names its product prostaglandin E receptor 4 (subtype EP4) b (gene ptger4b). Bases 252 to 1613 code for a protein of 453 amino acids. The record is from RefSeq and is a predicted model, not a curated record. Gene Ontology annotation, biological process: cellular response to prostaglandin E stimulus; inflammatory response; adenylate cyclase-activating G protein-coupled receptor signaling pathway. The transcript is spliced from 2 exons. NCBI's taxonomy places the organism in Eukaryota, Metazoa, Chordata, Actinopteri, Istiophoriformes, Xiphiidae. Gene Ontology annotation, cellular component: plasma membrane. Gene Ontology annotation, molecular function: prostaglandin E receptor activity.
GAGAUGCACCUCGAGCAUCGUUUGCGAAUUGAAGCCACUAGAGCAAAGAUCUCCCUUGGCCUCCGGUUGUUUUCACCAACUUGGCGGAAUAUGGGACUUUACUUCUGUGCCUAAAGGAGACAUCGGGAGACUAUGGAUUCGUUAAUUAUUGGGGAACUUGGAGCAUGCCCGCUAAUGGAAAGUGUCACUGCUUCGGAGGUGAGAGCGGAGUCCUUGCCUAGUGUGAACCAGUGAGCGUCAUCUCAGCAGGCAUGAACACCACUGCAGCGGCGCCGGGGAGAUUUCAACCGCCCACCAUCCCAGCGAUAAUGUUCAUUUUCGGGGUGGUGGGGAACGUCAUCGCCAUAGUGGUUCUGCGAAUAUCACGAAAGGAACAAAAGGAGACGACUUUUUACACACUUGUGUGUGGCCUGGCUGUGACAGACCUGCUGGGCACCCUGCUGGCCAGCCCCGUCACCAUCGCCACCUACAUGAAGGGCUCCUGGCCGGGGGGCGAGCCACUGUGCCAGUACUCCGGCUUCAUCCUGCUCUUCUUCUUCUUGGUCCAGCUCAGCAUUGUGUUUGCGAUGUCAGUGGAGAGGUACCUGGCAAUAAACCACGCGUACUUCUACAACGAGUACGUCAACCAGAAGCUGGCCGCGCUGACUCUUUUGGCCACAUACAUUUCCAACAUCGUGUUUUGCGCGCUGCCCAGCCUGGGGCUCGGCCAGGUGAAGCCCCAGAAGCCGGGGACAUGGUGCUUCAUCGACUGGCAGACCAACCACACGACCGUCGCCGCUUUCAAUUUGAUGUACGCGGGUGUGAACUCAGUCAUCGUGCUGGCCACGGUCGUCUGCAACGUGAUGGUGUGCGGGGCGCUCAUCCUGAUGCACAAGAGGUUCAUCCGCCGCACCUCCCUGGGCACGGACCAGCGGCGCAUCGCGGAGCUCCGGCGCAGACGGAGCUUCGCACGACUGGCCGGAGCAGAGAUCCAGAUGGUGAUCCUGCUCAUAGCCACCUCCGCGGUGGUUCUCAUCUGCUCCAUACCGUUAGUGUUGAGGAUCUUUGUGAACCAGCUGUACAGAAACCAGAAAGAAGAACCUUUAGGACUGAAUAAAGACCUGCUGGCCAUCCGCAUGGCCUCUGUCAACCCAAUCUUAGACCCUUGGAUCUACAUCCUGCUCAGAAAGACAGUGGUUCUCAAGCUAAUGGAGAAAAUCAAGUGUCUCUUCUGCAAAAUGGGCGUGCGGGGGCGAAGGGAUGGUGGGCAGUUCCGCUGUGCCGAUGGCCACCUCUCCUCGUCCAUUGUCUCACGGGAUUCCCCAUCACUGAUGUCACGUGAGCUGCGGGAAAUGGUGAGCACCUCGCAGACCUUCCUGUACCCGUCUGAGGGAAACACUGGGAGGUUGGAGUCAUUUGAAGCAGGGUCACAGGCCGGCUCCAGUCCACCGACAGUACAGAAAUUACAGGGCCCCCAGGAGGUCGAGGGGCCUCAGAGGGCGCUUUCCCAGGGGGAUUUAGAGGACACAGCACCAGGCAGGCCACUGAAAGAGGGUCCAAUGUGCCUCAAGGACCCGGCUCUACAUGUGAUCUUCACGGACGAGACGGCAAUCACACAGGAGAAGUGCAUAUAAUGGUCCGCAUGAGCUCAAAAAGCAUUCGACGCUGUAAUAGGACUGUCUCAGGACAGAGGAGAGGAACUAAUGAGAGCACUGCAAAGACAUGACAGUAAAGUAAGCGCCUCUGAAGACUGCAUAAUCAUCCAUCGAUCUGUAGAUAUCUAGUGGACUGCUUUUAAAAUGACAUUUGACAGAUGUAUUGAUGAACUAAACAUCCAUUAUCAGUGUAUUACUCCUCAGUCACCGCUUACCACAAACACUAUAUCACUAAAGACACUUCAGCAGUCACAAUAGCUAUAUCAACAAAACUAUAGAGAUCAUGACAUUGUAGAGGAGCUCCUUUGUUGCACUUUUUGAAUUCUUAAACCACUGCUAGGCUGUUAGUAAUGUUUGUUUUGUAGCAUUUUGACAACCUGCACAAUGGCUGUAAAGAAUUAUUGUUAAAAUGUGAACAGUAUUCCAUGAUGUUAAUUUAUUCUGAAUAUGAAAUUACACAUUAUUGUCUUCUCUGUGAGAAGGUCCAAAAAGUUUUGAGUAAUUUCAAAUUGGUACAAGAUGAAUAUGUUCAGUUUUUUUUUUUUUUUCGUCUUUUCUUUUUCUUUUUGGGUACAUAGGAACGUUUGCAAACAAUUUGGUCACACUGGUUGAAUGAGCAUCUUGAAACAUCAAGGCUAGAAUUGUACCAUCCCCUGUAUUUCGUAACAAAAGGCAGCUAUACUGUGGCUUUUUCACAGCUCAGACACUGGAGGAUGUUAGGAGGCCUCCUAAAGUAAUGUCUUAGUAUAAAACUGUUAAUUAACCUCGUUCAGCCCAUUUACUUUAUGAGGAUUAAUCCAAUUUCAUCUUAUUUUACCUUAAUGUAAUGUGCAAUGGCUCUCAUCUAAUCCGCCUUAAGUGGGGAGUUAACAAGGGGAAUGAAAAUUGAAGACCUUGAGCUUUUGGGUUUUGCCUUUCUUAAAAUGGAUUUCAUUGUUUAAUACGGCGCUAAUGCUAUUGUUGCUAUAAAGAUUGAUACAAAUAUCAAAACAUGUUCAGAUGUCAAGGUUUAAGUUUUUUUUUGUAGCAACAUCAACAUCAAAUUUACCCCGCAAUAUUGAUUCUCUUGUGAAGAAACAAAUGUUGUACCAAACUCAUAAAUAAAC